UACCCACCCACCCAGUGCACCCACCCACCUAACCCAUCCAUCCAACCCACCCACCACAAAAAAAACCAAAAAGAGAGUACAUAGAGUACUACAUGAAUGGCAUGACCCUGCUCGCUCGCUCGCGCGCGCCGCCGCGCAGUUUUUUAUUUAUUUGGGGACUUGGGGACUUGAUGCUUGCUUGCGAGCUGCAACGGCGUGCUACUUCACACACACACACACACACACAUACACACACAUACGGAGUCUGGGCUCGAUGCUGCUGUGGCAUGGGUCCGGGCCAAUCAUGUCGUAAGCAUACCGUAGUAACUGGUAUGCUACAUGAGUCCGACAGACAGCGGUGUUACUCUGCUGCUACUACUGCUAGUACUAGUUGUAGGUACUCGGUCGGUCGGUGGCCACCAUAUGUACCAGCCAGGAGUGCAGUGCAGAGUGCAGUGUGGCUAAGGCGGAGGUCGCGAGGGAGGUCGGGCUCAGGGAGGAGAGCAACGGCGGGAAAGGGCCCAACCUCGCCACACGGGUGGCUGGCGGGCGGAUACAGGUGAUACUUCAGCACCACAGACCCUGCAGAUAGUCGUCGCCAGUAUCCCGCCCGAGUGCUGCGUCAUGACGGCGAUGGCGAAGGGCACGCGCGCGCCCCCAAGCUAUGUACCCAGGGACUCGCCUGUAUGAUAUGUAUACAUAGCACAUAG
Molecule: messenger RNA, 689 nt
Organism: Tricharina praecox
Lineage: Eukaryota; Fungi; Ascomycota; Pezizomycetes; Pezizales; Pyronemataceae
Exons: 1
Coding region: 93-542 (149 amino acids)
Source: RefSeq, a predicted model, not a curated record